AACAAAUUUAAGUCGAAAUUAAGUUUUAUGUGUACUAGAAAAAACUUAAUUGUGAUAUCCGUAGUAUUAAAUUAAUACUAUAUCUAUUUGUUUGUAGAAAUAUUUAGCCAUGCAAAUUUUCGUAAAAACCCUAACGGGUAAGACCAUCACGCUUGAGGUCGAGCCUUCUGAUACCAUUGAGCAUGUCAAGGCUAAAAUUCAAGAUAAAGAAGGAAUUCCACCAGAUCAACAGCGGCUAAUUUUCGCUGGGAAGCAACUGGAAGAUGGGCGCACAUUGGCUGAUUACAAUAUACAGAAGGAGUCUACCUUACAUUUAGUACUUCGUCUGAGGGGUGGUGCGAAGAAACGCAAGAAGAAGAACUACUCAACCCCAAAGAAGAUUAAACAUAAGAGGAAGAAGGUUAAGUUGGCGGUUUUAAAUUAUUAUAAGGUCGACGAGAACGGAAAAAUACAUCGUCUCCGUCGGGAAUGCCCAGGUGAAAACUGUGGAGCUGGUGUUUUCAUGGCCGCUCAUGAAGAUCGGCAUUAUUGUGGAAAAUGCCAAUUAACUUUCGUUUUUUCAAAACCAGAAGAUAAAUAAAAUGUGGAAACAAUUUUGUUAAACACGGUA
Anastrepha ludens (Mexican fruit fly) is the source of this 610-nucleotide messenger RNA. It is a transcript of the gene RpS27A, whose product is annotated as ubiquitin-40S ribosomal protein S27a. Gene Ontology annotation, cellular component: ribosome; nucleus; cytoplasm. Gene Ontology annotation, molecular function: protein tag activity; ubiquitin protein ligase binding; structural constituent of ribosome. NCBI's taxonomy places the organism in Eukaryota, Metazoa, Arthropoda, Insecta, Diptera, Tephritidae. The coding region runs from base 110 to 580 and encodes 156 amino acids. Gene Ontology annotation, biological process: translation; modification-dependent protein catabolic process; protein ubiquitination. The record is from RefSeq and is a predicted model, not a curated record. The transcript is spliced from 3 exons.